AUGGCUCGGAAAUUGUUCUGCGCGUUGCUAUGGUUUUAUUUUAUAAUUUUAUUAAAAAGGGGGGUUGUUUCCAAGGAAAUUGGAAAUAAUAAAAAAGAAUUAAUCGGUAGUCAUGACAACCUUAAGAAUUUCACCGUCGUUGUGAAUGACUUGGAAACGGCGGCAGGACAUCAUGGGGGCUGGGGUGGGUGGGGUCACGGUGGGUGGGGAGGGUGGGGUGGGGGCCAUAACAACCAUGGCCAUCACCAUGGCAACAAGGGGCAUCACAAUUCUGGCCACCACAAAGGUUCCCAUGGGGACCACGCCUCGAAAUACGGGGGUCACCACGGGGGCGGGCAUCACCAUGGCAACAAGCACCAUGGGCAUCAUGGUUGGGGGGGCAAGAAAUACGGGCACAACAACCACCACAAAAAAGGGCAUCACACGUCCGGUUACCAUAACAAAUACCAUAAAGAUGAGUACAAGAAAAAUCACAAGUUUUACGAUUCUCAUCAUAAAGAUGGACACCACUCGAAGCACGGAAAAUACGGGCAUCACCAUGGCGACCACCACGGGAAGAAAUAUUACGGAGGUCACCAUAACAACAACAAAUACGGAAAGCACCACAACAACCAUGGUCACCAUAAAAAGGGUUGGCAUGAUGAUAAUCAUAAAGGAUGGAAGGGUUGGCAUGGCAACCAUGGUAACCAUGGACACAAUCAUCAUCAUAAUCACCAUGGGGGACAUGGCGGGGGUGGUGGGGGAGGAGGAAAUGGUGGGGGCGGCGGUCACCACGGUGGGUGGGGCGGGUGGGGUCACCAUGGAUAA
This is a messenger RNA of Folsomia candida, 807 nucleotides long. RefSeq names its product small histidine-alanine-rich protein. The record is from RefSeq and is a predicted model, not a curated record. Lineage: Eukaryota; Metazoa; Arthropoda; Collembola; Entomobryomorpha; Isotomidae. Bases 1 to 807 code for a protein of 268 amino acids. The transcript is spliced from 4 exons.